AUGAUCGCCACUGGCGGCCUCCUGCGGAUCAACGCACGGCGACAAGACUCACUGCGGUCCAAAACACACAAACCACACACACACAAGAAGAAGAGCAAGAAAAAGAGCAGGAGCCAGGUGGUGGUGGUGAAGGGGAAGCUGAAGCUGUUCUCGCUGUCGGGUCUCGUGGCGGCGCUCGGCAUCAUGGUCCUGCUGGUGGGCGUUGUCAUGGCAACGCUGGGCUACUGGCCGAGGGACGGGCUGUUCUUCAGCAGCCGGCCACAGGAGGGCGCCACGCUCGCCUCCGUGUCCUCACCUGACGUCCAGGCAGGAGGAGGUGAUGAAGUAGGAGGAGGUGAUGAAGGAGGAGCAGGAGGAGGAGGAGGAGGUGAUGAAGGUUUCAACCGAACAGAGAGCAUCAACAGGACGAAUCCUCAAAGUUUUCUGGAGGAUUUCCUCGACAGGUAUCUUUGCUCUGAUUGGCUGAAGGUUCUGGGGCCCCUCAUCAUGGGCGUUGGGAUCUUUCUGUUCAUCUGUGCGAACGCCGUUCUUCACGAGAACCGCGACCGGCAGACGAAGGUGAUCGACCUGCGUGACAUUUACUCCACCGUCAUCGACCUGCACCGCCUCCGCCCCCCCGCCCCCCCCUCGGCCAAUCCGCUCAACGGCCUCGUUAACUACGUCCAAUCAAAGAGCCUGGAGACCAAGUCCCGCCCCCCCCCCUCCCUGCUGGGCGGCAGGCGGGGGGACGAGCUGUUGUCCCACCAACCGUUACCAAGCAGCAGCGGAGGAGGGGGGGGGGACACUGUGUUCAGUAUUUAUGGGGGACAGCAAGACGGCCCCCCCCCUCCUCCUCGCUAA
This is a messenger RNA of Scomber scombrus (Atlantic mackerel), 840 nucleotides long. Its product is annotated as transmembrane protein 200C-like. Lineage: Eukaryota; Metazoa; Chordata; Actinopteri; Scombriformes; Scombridae. The coding region runs from base 1 to 840 and encodes 279 amino acids. The record is from RefSeq and is a predicted model, not a curated record. The transcript is spliced from 4 exons.